UGAGGAGCCUCCUCACAUGAGACAGUGUCAAGAUGAUGGUGCUGUGGAUCACACUGCUUCUCCUCCAUCAGGCGUAUACGCUUCCUCCGGUGACCACAGUUGGACUUGGGGAACCUGUGACUUUAACAUGUGUUUCACCUGAUAUCAAAAACCAGAGAGUCUUCUGGUACAAGCAGAGCGCCGGGGAAAGGCUGAAAUUAAUGGUGACACUGAUGAGUUAUUCAAAACCUCUAUUUGAAACAGAGUUCUCUUCUUCAUUAUUCGAUGCUAACAUUUCUGAAAAUAUGAGCAAUCUGACCAUUUUGACGACGACUCAAGAAGACGAGGGAAUGUAUCACUGUGCAGUCAUGGAGUCUGGGUUUAAGAUUAGCUGGAGUGGAACCUAUGUGUCAUUAAAAGGAAACACUGAGAGGACAACAGAGCUGAGAGUCGUUCAGGAGCCGACAGUCUCUGAUCAGCUCCGUCCAGGAGACUUGAUGUCUCUGCAGUGUUCAGUCCUCUCUGACCCGGACAGUAAAACGUGUCCCGGAGGUCACAGCGUGUUGUGGUUCAGAGCCGUAUCACAUGAAUCUCGUCCAGACAUCAUCUACACUGCUGGAAACAGACGUGAUGGAUGUGAGGAGAGAUCUGCCUCUCAGAAAAGCUGUGUUCAUCACUUCUCUAAGAACAUCAGCUCCUCUGAUGCUGGGACUUACUACUGUGCUGUGGACACAUGUGGACGCCUUUUAUUUGGAGAUGGGACCAAAGUGGACGUUGCACAAUCAACACAUUUUGGAUUUAUCAUCAUGGUGAUUUUAAUCGUCUGCUUGGUUAUUUCUACUGUUGGAAAUGUUUUCCUCCUCUGCAAACAAAAAGCACGUAAACAACAUGGAGGAUUGGAGAGCGCUGUUUCAGAAGCCAGAAAAGAUAAUGCAUCACGGCAAGAACACAACACCGCCGAUGCUGAGAACAAAUUAAACUAUGCUGCUCUAAACUUUUCUGCAAGAAAACCAAGAGGAAGAAAGAAGAGAGAGUUUUCUGAGGACAGCGUGUACGCUCAGGUGAAACUCUGAUGCUGUUAAUAAAGUCGAGCUUAAACUCUAAACCUGCAUCAUGUAGAUUUUAUUAUUUACUAAACCCACUGGCCAUCUAUCAAAACCCACUGGCCUUCCAUCGGAACCCACGGGCCCACAAUCAAAACCUACUGGUCCACCAACAAAACCUACUGGUCCACCAACAAAACCUACUGGUCCACCUACAAAACAAACUGGCGCACAAAGAAAACCAACGGGCCAACCCUCAAAGCCUACUGGCCCACCCAUAAAAAACCCACUGGCCCACCAACAAAACCCACUGGCCCACCAACAAAACUCA
Molecule: messenger RNA, 1353 nt
Organism: Labrus bergylta (ballan wrasse)
Lineage: Eukaryota; Metazoa; Chordata; Actinopteri; Labriformes; Labridae
Biological process (GO): response to bacterium
Source: RefSeq, a predicted model, not a curated record